AUGUCGACCAUCACACUCCAAGACCACGGCAUUCCCGUCACUCUGCCUGACGGCCUCUCCGAAGAGCAGCUCCUCAGUUUCAAGCCCUUUAAUACCUGGGUCUCGACCCUGACCGCCUCCCUCGCCCUGCAAUCCCGCACGCCCUCCCACCCCUUCCACGCCUCGCCCUACCGCCUGCACGCCAUCACCAUCCAGGCCUACGACCUCUUCGGCCCCCGCCGCGUCGGCUUCCUCAAGGCCGUCGCCGACGUCUCCAACGACGAGGGCGCUUCCCUCCCGGCCGCCGUCUUCCUGCGCGGCCCCAGCGUCGCCAUGCUCGUGACCCUCGUCCCCGACGACGCCCGCCCCGACAGCGACGAGCGCUACGCCCUGCUGACGGUGCAGCCGCGCGUCGCCGCCGGCAGCCUCGCCUUUGUCGAGCUGCCGGCCGGCAUGGUCGACGACGAGGGCAGCUUCGCCGGCGUCGCGGCCAAGGAGAUCCGCGAGGAGCUCGGCAUGGACAUUCGCGCCGACCAGCUGACCUGCCUCUCGGCGCUCGCGGCCGCGCUCGAAGCCGAGGCGCAGGGACCGAAACAGGCGCCGCACCACGGCGGAGAGCGCGGCGAGAACCUGCCGUGCGCCAUGUACCCCUCGGCCGGCGCCUGCGACGAACACAUCACCAUCUACAGCCACGAGAGGCGCGUGCCGCGGGCGCAGCUCGAGACGUGGAGCGGCAGGCUGACGGGGCUCCGGGACGAGGGCGAGAGGAUCACGCUGAUGCUCGUGCCGUUUGCGCAGCUGUGGAGGGCUGGGGCGCGGGAUGCCAAGUGCCUGGCUGCGCUGGCGCUGUAUGAGGGGCUCAAGCGCGAGGGCCGGCUGUGA
Messenger RNA from Verticillium dahliae VdLs.17, 861 nucleotides. RefSeq names its product nudix hydrolase. The transcript is spliced from 2 exons. The record is from RefSeq and is a predicted model, not a curated record. Gene Ontology annotation, molecular function: ADP-glucose pyrophosphatase activity; ADP-ribose pyrophosphatase activity. Gene Ontology annotation, biological process: ribose phosphate metabolic process; nucleoside phosphate metabolic process. Lineage: Eukaryota; Fungi; Ascomycota; Sordariomycetes; Glomerellales; Plectosphaerellaceae. The coding region runs from base 1 to 861 and encodes 286 amino acids.